This is a messenger RNA of Paramecium pentaurelia, 1109 nucleotides long. NCBI's taxonomy places the organism in Eukaryota, Ciliophora, Oligohymenophorea, Peniculida, Parameciidae. The record is from the annotation of a GenBank genome assembly.
AUGUAAAAUAAUCCAUCAUUUUCUUAAGGUUUAAUACCUAUAGUUUGCUUAGACAUUGGUGGAACAUUAACUAAAUUGACAUUUGCUACCAAAAAAGGGUUCAUCUUAAAAUGUGAAACUAAAAAAGAUCUUAAAAGUAUUAGAAAUAAGAUAAUUCUUAAUAGUCAUAAAUGAGAUUGAUGAUUAUGAAAUUCAUUUUAUUUCUCAUCCUAAUUCAUUAAAUGUGUUGAUUGAAAAUUUAGAAUAGAUUGGCUUUAUUGUAGAUGGAAAUUCCAAUAUCUAAAAUUUUUAUAUCACAGGUGGAGGUUCAUUUAAGUAUUAUGAUUAAAUUUAAAAUUAUGGGGAAAUAAUCAGAAUUAAUGAAUUCGAUGCUCUAAAAUUUGGAUUUAAAUUGUUAGAUAGUAUAAAGUAAAAAAAUACAUACUUUACUUUUAAUAAUAGUAUUGAAUAUUUGUAAUUGACGGUAUUUUUUUAAUAAAUAUAUAUUUUUAGGCUUCAAUAUAUCCAUUUAUAUUGGUUAAUAUAGGAAGUGGAGUUAGUAUAUUAAAAUUUGACAAUGAAGAUUAAUUUGCAAGAAUCUCAGGCACAUCUUUAGGUGGUGGAAUGUUUUUAGGAUUGAGUCAUCUAUUUACUGGCAUUAAUGAUUUUGAUGAAUUAUUAAAAAUGACAAAAUAAGGUUCUAAUGCAGCUACAGAUUUAUUAAUGGAUGAAGUUCAUUUGGGAUUUUAAUCUCCAACAGGAAAUAAAAAUGAAAAGCAUGUUGCUGUUAGUAUGGGAAAAUUAGAUUAGAAUACAAAUAUUAAUAAAUCAGAUUUAGUUAAAUCUUUACUUUAUAUGACUACUUAUAAUAUUAGUCAAAUAGCAUUCUUACAUUCAAAAUUACAUAAUAUUGAAAGAGUAUUCUUUUCUGGACAUUUUAUAAGAAAUCAUGAAGAAACAUUAUAAUGUAUUAAUGAAGCAUUCUCUUAUUUCUCUAAAUUAGAUUAAUAAAAUAGACAUGUAACUAAAUCACUCUAAUAUAGCCUUAUUUUAUUAAACAUGAUGGAUUUAUAGGAAGCUUAGGAUCAUUUUGGAAUGGAAUUCAAUCAUUUAAAUAAAACAAAAAAUGA